CUUAAGGACAAACAUGGAUGCAUGGGAAGACCUUGUUUAUGAUGACGACGUCCUUGAAUCUUUUUUGAAAAAAUGUGAUGGUUCUGCCUCCCUUAUACCAGGACCAGCAGGUAAUGUUCAAGCUGCUUUACUGAAUAGGACAAUUACAGGAAACCCAAAAUCCACACAAGAAUUCGCUGCUGAUGUUGCUCAUGCAACAUUUGAAAGAGAUUUCAACUGUAAUGCUUGGAAAUGGGCAGAAAUGUUUAUUCAACACCAUGAACUAGUCAAAGAAGGAAAAAUGGAGAACAUGAGUAACCUUAAAGAGGCUAAAUCANGUAAGGUCCUUCCCUUUGUUGCAUGCUUNUUGAAAGAAUGCAAGCCAAAUGGUUUGGGAGAUAUGCAGCUNACGUUGAAGGAUCCUACUAGGACAAUGAAGGCUUCAUUACACAAUAAAGUUCUUCAAGAUCCUGAACAUAUCCACAUAUCAUUCACAAAUAAACAAUUACAAUAA
Molecule: messenger RNA, 493 nt
Organism: Vigna radiata var. radiata (mung bean)
Lineage: Eukaryota; Viridiplantae; Streptophyta; Magnoliopsida; Fabales; Fabaceae
Exons: 3
Coding region: 14-493 (159 amino acids)
Biological process (GO): recombinational repair
Source: RefSeq, a predicted model, not a curated record